AGUCAGUCAUGUCGCUGCCGCCGGAGAAGGCGUCGGAGUUGAAGCAGCUCAUCCACGCGCAGCUCAACAAGAUGGACGUCCACGGCAGGAUAAGGGAAGUCCUCGCUGAAACAAUACGUGAGGAGUUGGAACCUGAACAUCAGCAGUUAUCGGCGGAAGACUUGAUGAAAGCUCUCAGACGUCGAGGCAUCAUAGAUGAUGUAAUGAAGGAACUUACAUUUGUUAAUGAUGCUGCUGACAGAGAAGUGAUUUCCUCUCCAAAGCCAACUCAUUUUAAUGAUAGGCCGCCAACUCUAUUGAAAAAAACUAAUGUUGAUCCAACACGGAGGUAUCUUUACCUUCAGGUUUUGGGUGGAAAAGCUUUCUUGGAACACCUUCAAGAACCGGAGCCAUUACCCGGACAGAUCUGCUCUACCUUCACCUUAUGUUUACAUUUUCGAAACCAACGUUUUCGCUCUAAGCCUGUCCCAUGUGCCUGUGAACCUGAUUUUAAUGAUGGCUUUUUGCUUGAAGUACAUCGAGAAAGCCUAGGUGAUGGAACCAGAAUGGCUGAUUCAACCACAAUGUUAUCGAUUUGUGAUCCCGUGCAUAUGGUUCUAAUCAAAACCGACGUGUUUGGGGAGACCUCUCUAUUAGCUUCCUACUUUCUGGAAUGGCGAGGUGUUCUUGGUUCAGAGAAUGGCGUGACAACUGUAGCCGUGGAACUUCUGGGCAUAGGUACUGAAUCAAAAGUUUCUGUUGGAAUUUUAAAUGUAAAGCUUGAGAUGUACCCACAGUUGAAUCAUACCUUGUCCCAAGAAGUAGUAAACACUCAACUUGCUUUAGAACGCCAGAAAACUGCAGAAAGAGAACGCUUGUUUCUUGUGUAUGCCAAACAGUGGUGGAGAGAAUAUCUACAGAUCCGAUCUUCACACAACUCAAGGCUGGUAAAGAUUUUUGCACAGGAUGAAAACGGGGUGAACAGACCGGUGUGUUCAUAUGUCCGACCGCUGAGGGCCGGCCGACUGCUGGAUACUCCCAGGCAAGCGGCAAGAUUUGUUAAUGUCCUUGGUUAUGAAAGAGCCUCUGUUAUUGGAGGAGGUGGGAAACAGGAACAGUGGUGCACUCUACUGGCCUUUCUCUGUAGAAACAAGGGUGACUGUGAAGAUCAUGCUAACCUUUUAUGCAGCCUACUCCUUGGCUAUGGAUUAGAGGCCUUUGUUUGUGUGGGGACGAAAGCCAAAGGAGUUCCUCACGCGUGGGUUAUGACGUGUGGGACUGAAGGAACCAUCACCUUUUGGGAGAGUUUAACAGGACACAGGUACAUACACAAACCUGUCAAUCCUGAUGACCCUCCACUUGUUGAACAACCCAAACCGAUGUAUCCUUAUCGGACAAUAGGCUGUGUCUUCAAUCACCAGAUGUUCUUGGGAAACUGCCAGCCCUCUGAUUCAGUGGAACUCUGUGUGUUUGACCUGAAUGAUGAAUCCAAAUGGAAACCCAUGAGUGAAGAAGCAAUUAAGUCUGUGUGCGCUCCAGGGGCCACAACUUCGCUUCCUCCCUUCCCACCUUUGUGUGCUUCCAUGAUAGAUGCCGCAGUCACAAGUAAUGAACUAGAACUGCAGCUAAGAGCACUAGUGUCAGAGCACAGGAAGGAUCUUGGCCUCACUACAGUAUGGGAAGACCAGUUGUCCUAUCUUUUGUCACCAGCUUUGGCAUCUUAUGAGAUUGAACGCACAACUAGCAUAUCUGUGGGAAAUGAAGAAUUUCAGGAUGCCAUAAGGAGAGCCGUUCCUGAUGGCCACACUUUUAAAGGAUUCCCCAUCCAUUUUGUGUAUAGAAAUGCCAGGCGAGCAUUUGCUACGUGUCUUCGGUCUCCUUUCUGUGAAGAAAUAAUCUGUUGUCGGGGAGAUCAGGUGCGCCUUGCAGUUCGCGUGAGAGUGUUUACCUACCCCGAAUCUGCAUGUGCAGUUUGGAUCAUGUUUGCUUGUAAAUACCGGUCUGUUCUGUAAGAAGAAAAAAGGUCUUUAAGAAUGGUAUUUCAUCCUUUUUACAGAAAUUUUACACAUUGUACAUUACUAACCAUUCAAGGGUGUGCUGUUCCAAAAAUCACAUAAUGGCUCAGGUGUCAUUUCCUUUUGUACAUAAACCUGACUAAUAAUGUUUGCAAAUAUUGGUGUAUGUAUUUUUAAAAAUUAAGGACAAGAAAUACUUGUAUAAACUGAUGUGAAGUGUAGUAUACAU
Tachyglossus aculeatus (Australian echidna) is the source of this 2223-nucleotide messenger RNA. It is a transcript of the gene CEP76, whose product is annotated as centrosomal protein 76. The record is from RefSeq and is a predicted model, not a curated record. Bases 9 to 1991 code for a protein of 660 amino acids. NCBI's taxonomy places the organism in Eukaryota, Metazoa, Chordata, Mammalia, Monotremata, Tachyglossidae. The transcript is spliced from 12 exons.